AUGGACAAGUUUAUUGUAAAGAAACGUAAACUCCAGGACAGUGAAGGUGAGGUAGCAGCUUCAACUUCUGGGUCUAAUUUGAACAUUGAAGUUUCUCCCCGCCCGUCUAGUUCAAAAGAUGACAAAAAAGACCAGGUUUCUUGUUCUAAGAAAAGGACAUACUUAGAUUGUUACUUAUCGUAUGGAUUUUCCUGGAACAAUAACGAUGAUAACCCUCGUCCAGUAUGUGUAGUCUGUGGGGAAACACUGAGCAAUGAGGCCAUGGUACCCAGCAAGCUGAAGCGGCAUCUUAGUACCAAACACCCUGAACUGAUAGCUACAAAAAUGAAGCCUCACACCACUGGAGAGGAGAUUAUUGGCCCUGCAUGCAAUAUUAUAGUUGAAACAAUGCUUGGCCAAGAAGCUAAAGAUCAGGUUUCAAAAGUUCCCCUCUCCAACAAUACAAUCAGUCGUAGGAUAUCUGAGAUGUCGGUCAAUAUAAACGAAAAAGUCAUUGAGAAAAUUAAAUAUGUAAGGUGGUUGUCUCGAGGACGUGUGCUAAACCGAGUUCUUGAACUCAAAGAACAAUUAAUUGCCUUCUUCACCAGUGAAAAACAGGACACAUUUUAUAAGCUGCUUCAAAAUUAUGAUUGGCGCAAACUAAGUUCUUGGGAGUCUGCCGUUCAAAAGGGGGAUAUGGAAAACUUUCCCUCUCUUCUUCAUCUCGCAAAAGAUAAUGAGUUAAGAAUUCCGAAAACCCUCAUUCUGAACCACUUGGUAACACUGCAAGAUGCAGUGGAUAAGUACUUUCCAUCUCUUCCUACCAAUAAUCUUGAUUGGAUUGUAUCACCAUUUCAAUUGGCAGAUAAUGCGGAGGAACUAGAUUUCACAGCUAGUGAAAGAGACGAAUUCAUGGAUCUGUGUGCUGAUUCCACACUCAACGUUAAAUUUGACAAGAGUCAGACAUCAGUGGCUGUUUUCUGGCUUGGACUGGCGGAUGAGUAUCCUGACUUGCAAGAAAGACUCCUUAGUCUUGAGAGUGAUAUGCGUGUUGCACUGUCAGCUAUUAGGCCUGACAUCAAACGACUGUGUUCUAAUCAUCAAUCACAAGUUUCGCAUUAAUCGUACAAUUUAUUAUUCUUUGACAGUUGUGUUUGUAUGCUCAUUUUAUUUCUCACAGGUGAAAGGUGUUCUUUUUAAACUGCGUUCAUGUAUUUGUAUUACAGUUUUUCUAAAAUCAGUAGUGUAGUACUGUAAAACGGGAUGAUUUUGAUACAAGCUGGAAAACAUGUUAAUAAGCUGAUGUCACCAGGAAACAUCUUUUCCAGUUGGGUCAAAGUUACCCCUGGAGUCUAAAGUAAGUAAAAUAUGCUUAGU
Molecule: messenger RNA, 1356 nt
Organism: Penaeus indicus
Lineage: Eukaryota; Metazoa; Arthropoda; Malacostraca; Decapoda; Penaeidae
Product: zinc finger MYM-type protein 6-like
Exons: 5
Coding region: 1-1101 (366 amino acids)
Source: RefSeq, a predicted model, not a curated record